ACGUGCGAAGUGACGAGAAAAAUAAGGGUCAACAUUGUUAUAUUAUGGUGUUUAACAACCGUUUGGGCAACCUUUCCCCAACAAAUGGCUGCGAAAAACCGUCAGAAAACAAAAAAGUCGACGGUUCGUUAGUACCAUAUCACACGGACUGAUUGUGAUCGAUAGGCAAACUGUGCAAAAAAAAAUUUUAUUCGACAAUUUUCGCCGUGUCGUGGCGGUUUCUUCGUGCGAAUUUAUGCCGUUUAUGCGACUAUUUUAGUGAAAUUUACCGGUUCGUCGAAGGAAUCAUGGGUCUACUGAGAUACUUUAUAGUGUUUUCCUGGGCCGUAUUUUUGGCAGGAAUUGCCUUGGCCGGCCAUAAACCUGUACCACUCUACGAAGACGACUGGCGAAACGUGAGGAAAGGAACUGCUGAAUGCGUGUUUGAUAAGCAGAUAAGGGAGUUGGGUGCGGUCUGGACGCCCGAUCUAGGACCACCAAUUGGAGUGCUCUAUUGUAUGAGAUGUACCUGUGUACCGUACCAUAAGAAAAAGAGGAUCGUGGCCAGGGUGCAGUGCCACAGCAUCAAGAAUCAAUGUCCUGUUCCCACGUGUGACGAUCCAGUAGUACUUCCAGGAAGAUGCUGUAAGACUUGUCCGGGAGAUAUAAGUCCCGACACGGUACAAGACAUCGUCCCACAGAACGUCGCGGAAGUCGAGGAAAAAAAUGGCAAACAUUACGCCGCUCUACUUACUGGAAGAUCCUCCUUGGUGCUCAAAAACGAAUUCGUCAAACCCAUCGGGGACUUGAACAAGAAUAACGUGGUGGCCACCGGAAGGUUUAGCAUGCACAAAAGAAACUUGUACUACUCCUUUUAUAUAUCAGAGAAUGCCGCCAGGCCUCAAUCCCUACAAUUCAUCGAUAACCAAGGAAACAUCCUGGAGGAAUUCACUCUGUCACACGCAGGAGGUUACGUGAACAGCCUCUACCAAAACGCCUCGAGAAAAGUCUGCGGUGUAUGGAGACGACUGGCCAAAGACUACCGGAAACUGCUCAAACAAGAAAAAAUGUAUGCGGUUCUAGUGUGGGGCACCAAAGAUCCAGCGGAGUUCACCCUAAGCGGUCUCAUAACUAAAAACUCCGCCCUACAGACCGAACUCUUAAGCGCUUUACUGGAACCCUCUCCAGGUUGCGACUCCAAUUCGAUGGCUGGUGCAGGUGGUACUGCCAUAGUAUCCCUGUCCACAACAGUGACCCCUUCGAUCAACGUAGCCAUUAUGUUCAACGGUCUGUUUAUGCCAUCAGAACUAGAGAACGUACCGAUAAACAUCACGCUAUCGAUGGACGAUCGCAGACAAGUGGUGCUGCAAGAAAUCGCUAAAGUAACGAAACCCGCCAUCGAUGUGAACGUCGUCAACGUAAGUGCGACAAUAACUCAGGCACACUUACGUUAUUUAACUAGAGGGCGUGUGUUGUUAAGUGUGUCAUCCGUCACGAAACCAGAAGCACUCAGGCUAAGUGGUAACAUUAUUACCAAGGCGUCGUGUGAAAUAUUCCAGUCCACUUUAUCGUCGUCAAAUGGAGCGAAUCCAGACAGCGUAUCUGGCAUGGCCUGGCUCUAUCUGAACAAUGCCGGAUCGUUGAUUUACAACAUCCAGAUUGACAAGCUGCCCCCCAAAGAGAACCCACCCAUGAUCACCCUGAUCGACACUGGUAGCAAAAAGAAAACCGAAUUGGAGAGUUUGAUCCCUUACUUCCACGGCGACGGUUGGGCCAACGGAACUCUAGACAAACUGACUCCCAGAGUGCUGGAGCCCUUGUAUGCAGGCGAUUUGGCCAUCAACGUGGCCACCACGAGCGACAACAGUUUGAUCAAAGGCAAACUGACCGCCAAACCAGUGGAUGAAGCUCGCGAUGCCCCAGCCCCGGUACUUUUAAAGAGGGAGUACUCUAACUUGUCCACCGCCACCGUUGGAUUGGCUUGGAUUUCUGUUGAUAACGAGUGUCAUCUGCAUUACGACGUUUCCAUCACAGGCAUUGGAGACCGUAAAAUGGAACUGUGGAUGGAGAUGUACCCGUUCAUUGCUCCAGGUGCACCGUUCAUCAAUAAGGAGUUGGAAUCGUUCCAAGGGAAUUCGGUCGAGGGCUCUCCGGUCGAAGUGUUGUCCAGAGAGGAGCUUAUUAAGCUGGAGACUGGUGUGAACUUUUUGAAAGUGAAAGAUGCGUCUACCAAGGUGGUACUUCUAAUGGCGACAGUAACCAAGGUGUCGAUUCCUCCGCCAUGUAGACCAUACACCACAUCACCGGACAACAGUAUCCCGGAUCUCUACGAUCACCCCCAAGUGGUUUCCACCGGUGAAUGCUUCUUCGAGGAGAAAUUCUACAAAAACGAAGAGAUCUGGGUGUCCUCGAAAAACGCCUGCCAGAUGUGCUUUUGCCAAAACGGAGCUGCCAAAUGCGACUUCAUGACUUGCCCCGAAGUCAACUGUACCGAUGGUAAAAUGAUCACCGUCGAAGGCGAGUGUUGCUCGGUCUGUGUCAACAAUUCCAUCCCCCCUAGGGACCAAAAAUGCUCCUGGAAUGGAAAGUCAUAUCUUCCGAGUGUAAAGUUCCAUCCGUUCCUUAUCCCGACCGGUUUCGACUUGUGCACCGAAUGCUACUGCGACCCAAGUGAUUUGCAGAUCAAGUGCAGCCGCCUGGACGACAACGAGAAGCUCUGCUGCAACAAGAACAACUGCAACAAUAAAUUCAACAUCAACGACCCACUCUCUGAUGACUUUAUCUCCCCGGAUAUUCCGGAUUACUCCGUCAAGCACCAGGGCAGCGAGUACUCGAAGAAAAAGGAGAAUUUCGCCGCUAAGAUCCUGGAGGAAGGCGGCUGCAAGAACCCCAGUAACCCAAAGAAACCAUUUGCCAACGGAACCGAGUAUCAUCCCUAUAUCGAUUCUUUAGGGGAGUAUAAGUGUGUCACUUGUAAGUGUCAGAAUGGCACGCCCAACUGUAGCAGGCAACACUGCGACGCUCAGACCUGCAAAAAGAUCCAGGACAUCAAAAGGCGAAAAGAGAAAUUCAAUCAGUCGGACUUUUGUUGUUCCCCGAAGGAUUGCAGGAAGUUACGACAUAAAAAGAAACACACAAGUUAAAUAAACAGGAAGAGGACAGAGAGAAGUUUAAUGGAACUUCGGACCUUGUUGAGGUUCAGGUUACCUUUUUACCAAAGAAGACUGAGACAGUUGCGUAGUCAAGUGAGACAAAGAGCUGUCAUAGACUUGAUGAUACGUAGUUUUCUUUAUUGAUUAUUAUUGCACAGAUUGUUAAUUGUUUAAAAGAUCAGGCUGUCGAGUCGUUUUUCAAUUAAUCGACUGCAAGAUAAUUUAAUUUAUUUGACACUUGUAAAUUAUUCCAUAGUUUUUAAAAGGGAGUUUCUACUGGCUAGAUACUCACUUGUGAGUUCUUGCUUAUCAAUAAACGUUGCACGCAAAUGCUCCUCCUAAUUUAUAUGAAAUGUAUAAAGGAGGACGUUAAGGUGGGUUUAUUGAUACGUUUUAACUCUCCAAUACUCAUUAGAGAAGAAGGCUGAUAGAAACGUAGGGAAAGCACCAAGAAAGCAUAAUUAUUGUAUAAUAUUUAUACUUUUAUUUAUUUUUAUUUGUUGCCUUGACAAAUCCGUGAAAUUCGUUUCGGUUUAGGUGCUCUCCCUCUAAGUCGUUUUCGAUGUUGUGUUUACUUAAUUUUAAGUAGGACAUAUCAAGUUUUUUCGGUGCCAUGGUAAAGUGUAGAGAAAAAAGGGACUUUUUUACAGGUACUUAAGCGGGCUUUUGGCUAUUUUAGGUUUACGAAUCCAAAGUGCGAGUUUUAGCGCGGAAUCUAGUCGUUUUUUCGUUGUAGUUUAUCGGAACUUAAUUUCACCCCACAAAAGUGAUAUGAUAAAAAUUGGGAAUAAUAUUCCAAAAUGCCGGAUUUUGCAAGCAAAUGGUCACUUUGUUUUUAAACGGAAUAUCCAGUUGAUACCAUUUUAAAACAACUUCGUAAUUUUUUUGUGUCCUCAGGACAUUUCAAAUGGUUUUUUUUUGCUUUCUGGUUUAGUUAAUUCAUUUUUUUAGAAUCAAAAUGUCAUAUUUUAUCUCUUUCAGGCACUUGGAAUUAUUUUAAAUUCAUUUGCACUCUCUAUAUCGUCUUAUUUAAUUUUUUUAAUCUUUCUUUUUAAUUUAAUUUUUGAGUUUUUCAAUUGUUUCCUAAAGCAGAAAUAUUCAAAAAAAUUACAAUGUUUGUUCUUGGAUCUUUUAAUCCAAUUGCCUGUAUACUCAUUUCGAGUUGAACCAGAUGCGAUAUUAAAUCAAAUAUCAAAACAUAACCACUUGCUUGCACUACUGGCGGCACUUCCCGAGGGGCCCUCGGUAUUUGCUUGUAAUUUUCACUUAUUUAACAUAAAUAUAAUUAAAAUUUCUUAAAAUGAUAAUAUAGCAUUUAUUGUAUACAUACUUAACAUGUUAAAAAUAAUUCGGAAUCUCCAUUGCAAUAUUUCAGUAUUUUGCUAAAUUAUUAAUAGCAUAGAAUUAAACAUAAAGAAUAAAACAAACAACGUGUGAAUGUGAUCUUUUUGCGUGUAAAAAUUUAUUAGUUUAUUGUAAAUAAUUUCCACAUAAGUUGUAAUAUAUUAGUUAGUUUUUAAUAUAUGGGCCACAAUAUUGCAUUUGAUUUAAAAGAAAAAAAAUUAUUAAAAAAAAACUUAUUUAAUAAUGGCGUUAGUAAUAUUUUGUAAAUAUUUAUCGACAUGUUAUUAGCAAAUGCAGUAUAACAGUAAAGCUAUGUUUAAAUCUUGUACCUGCUUUAGGUCGUAAAAUAUAAUAUGCUUUAUUAGUACCUA
This is a messenger RNA of Anthonomus grandis grandis, 4846 nucleotides long. It is a transcript of the gene sog, whose product is annotated as dorsal-ventral patterning protein Sog. Gene Ontology annotation, molecular function: protein binding. The record is from RefSeq and is a predicted model, not a curated record. The transcript has 8 exons. The coding region runs from base 288 to 3122 and encodes 944 amino acids. NCBI's taxonomy places the organism in Eukaryota, Metazoa, Arthropoda, Insecta, Coleoptera, Curculionidae. Gene Ontology annotation, biological process: multicellular organism development.